AGGAAAUUACCUCCAUAACAUGCAUAUGAGAUAAUUGCGGGCCAUCUAACAAGGCAAGAUUUCUUUGCAUUUAAUUAAUUACACACCUUGCUUUCCCUCGGUGCUCUUCCUCUUGCGCCAUCAAUCUAUAUCAUUUUCUUCCCCUUCCUUUUCCUUGUUUUCCAAGACAAAUCACCUUCCAGGAAACCACCCUUUCGUGCCCAAAUCUUCUCCUUCCGUACCUUAUAUAAACCUUGCCAGGAUGUUUGAUUUCACAAAACGAUCUUAGCUAACACACACACACAAACCCUUUUCUAGGCUAUGGAUGUACUUGGAGUUAACAUGAAGAGUGGCAAGAGAUCACACACGAAGAGAAGUAAAAAAGCCAUCAAGGUCGUGUAUAUAUCUAGCCCUAUGAAAGUCAAGACUAGUGCCUCGGAGUUCAGAGCUCUUGUGCAAGAACUCACCGGCAAAGACUCCGAUGCUGCACGAUUUAUGGACAUUAAUGGUGCUGAUGAGAUUUCUCACCAAAGGGCUGAAUAUGGUCAUCGUGUAUCGGCAGUUCCUUCGACAAAUUCGUCUCAAUCACCAUCAACAACAAGCUCGGAGUCUUUUCUCGAGUCAUUUGACGGAGAACUUUUCCCAUCUAUGGAAGAGAGUACUUUCAUGGGCAUGCUUCAAUCGAGCCUUUUUCAUGAAUCUUUUCAGUUAGAUGUGCUUAAUUAAUUAGUUCAUGGCUGGUUGAGCUUAACUGAUUAACCUUUUUGUAUGAGUUCUUUCUUUGAGUGCUAGCUCUUGUAUCAUCAUAUACUUUAUCUUAUGUAAAUUCUCCAUUAAUUAUAAUUUGAGACUAGCUAGUUCCAUAUA
Molecule: messenger RNA, 846 nt
Organism: Populus trichocarpa (black cottonwood)
Lineage: Eukaryota; Viridiplantae; Streptophyta; Magnoliopsida; Malpighiales; Salicaceae
Exons: 1
Coding region: 301-705 (134 amino acids)
Source: RefSeq, a predicted model, not a curated record